AUGAUUAGAACAAUUAAACCAAAAAAUGCUCGUUCUAAAAGAGCUCUUGCAAAGAAAGAAGCUAAAUUAGUGGAAAAUACAAAGUCUGCUCUUUUCGUCCCAGGAGCAACCAGUAAUAAACUUUUACAUGAUGCCAUGUGUGAUUUAAUGGCUCUUAAGAAACCAGAAGCUAAGAAAUUCUCGAAAAAGAAUGAAAUACGUCCGUUUGAAGAUGCUGCCCAAUUAGAAUUCUUUUCUGAAAAGAAUGAUAGUUCAUUAAUGGUAUUUUCAACUCAUAAUAAGAAACGUCCAAAUACUUUAGUUUUCACAAGAUUCUUUAAUCAUAAAGUAUUUGAUAUGAUUGAAUUAUCUAUUCAACAGAAUCAUAAAUUAUUACAAGAUUUUAAAAAAUUAACUUUUAGUAUUGGAUUAAAACCAAUGUUUGUAUUUAAUGGUCCUGCAUUUGAUAACCAUCCAGUAUUUCAACAAUUAAAAUCUUUAUUUUUGGAUUUCUAUAGAGGUGAAGAAACUGAUUUACAAGAUGUUGCUGGAUUACAAUAUGUUAUUGCAUUAUCUGCUGGAGAAAUUGAAGAUUUAAAUAAUGAAAAGUCAUUACCAUUAUUACAUUUUAGAGUAUAUAAAUUAAAAACUUAUAGAUCAGGACAAAAAUUACCAAGAGUUGAAUUAGAUGAAAUUGGACCAAGAUUCGAUUUUAAGAUUGGAAGAAGAUUGACUCCUGCUCCAGAAGUUGAAAAGGAAGCUUAUAGAAAACCUAAACAAUUACAACCUAAAGAAAAGAAGAAUGUUUCUACUGAUUUCAUGGGUGAUAAAGUGGCUCAAAUUCAUGUUGGUAAGCAAGAUUUAGGUAAAUUACAAACUAGAAAGAUGAAGGGGUUGAAAGCUAAAUAUGAUCAAUUAAGUGAGGAUGAAGAUGGAGAAGGUGAAGAAGAAAUAUAUGAUGACUUUGCUGAUGAAAUUGAAAGUGAUAUUGAAGAUGAUGAACCUCAACCAAAGAAACAAAGAAAAUAA
Hemisphaericaspora subhashii is the source of this 1008-nucleotide messenger RNA. RefSeq names its product rRNA-binding ribosome biosynthesis protein (gene RPF2). Gene Ontology annotation, cellular component: nucleolus. NCBI's taxonomy places the organism in Eukaryota, Fungi, Ascomycota, Pichiomycetes, Serinales, Debaryomycetaceae. The coding region runs from base 1 to 1008 and encodes 335 amino acids. Gene Ontology annotation, biological process: maturation of LSU-rRNA from tricistronic rRNA transcript (SSU-rRNA, 5.8S rRNA, LSU-rRNA); ribosomal large subunit assembly. Gene Ontology annotation, molecular function: rRNA binding. The transcript has 2 exons. The record is from RefSeq and is a predicted model, not a curated record.